Molecule: messenger RNA, 3373 nt
Organism: Morone saxatilis (striped sea-bass)
Lineage: Eukaryota; Metazoa; Chordata; Actinopteri; Moronidae
Gene: ttc34
Product: tetratricopeptide repeat domain 34
Exons: 7
Coding region: 47-3373 (1108 amino acids)
Molecular function (GO): protein binding
Source: RefSeq, a predicted model, not a curated record
ACAGGUGGCCAGAGAAAAACGGCUAUACCGGGCCUGCUGCCUGAUCAUGACUGCUGUGGUUCGACCUGGAGUCACUGUUUCAGAGCUAUGUGAGGAAGGAGACAAGUUCCUUGAGGCAGGAGAGCUGGAGAGGGCGACCUCUCUCUACAUGUCUGCCUUCAGGACCCACGCUGCCUCCACUGUGUCCCACAUGCGGAAACUGAAGUCCAGCCUGGGUGGGGUGAUCUCUACUCUCGAAGGUUGGCUUGACAGUCAUGCGGAGAACCAGCCUGCUGAGGGUCUUAACAAAGGUCUUGCAGCCGUGUUUCUGUCCACGCUCUGCCCCAACAAUCUGUCAGCCACCAUUUUCAAAAUGGAGUCCCUCCUACAGAGUGGCGGGCAUGGCUGCGAGGAGAUCUACGCCCGCUGCACUGCUCUGCUCGACGGGAAGCGAAACUCUCAGUCACAAUGUGCGACUGACGCGGUGUUGGAGAUAACUCGGGCCCUGGCCUGCUUGUUCUCAGAGCCUCACGGUGUCAAGGGGCUGAAGCUUUACCUCAAAGCUUAUCAGAGUAACAAGUCUGAAAUCGUCAAACUGGUGAAAAGCAGACAAGCUCUGCACCUACCAAAAAUAGUGAGGGCCUUUACAGACCAAAUGCUGCACAUACAUCCCUCUCUUAUGUGUGACAGCGAGUCUGCAGUGACAACAAAGGAGAAGGAUGAGCUAGACGCAGAGGAUUCCUCUACAGUUGUUGAGUUUUUGUUGGCUCUCUCACCUGGUUACAGAGAGGUUCAGGAGCUUCAAGCAGCAUAUUUGUUUUUGACAGGCAGGUUUGGGGACAGUGCGGAGGUGUACUCUGCUCUCUUGCGUCAUGGUCAUUGUCAGAAAAAGUCAGAGAGCACAGACAAGUCAUUCCGAGACACUCCCGAGAAGAGAGCCGGACUCUUCAUCAGCCGAGCGGCUGCCUUUUUGUCAGCAGGUGGACGGACUGCGGAGGCGUGCAGGGAUCUGGGGGAGGCAUUUGAGAUCCACCCUGCCACUGCUCGAAUUUAUUUCCAAAAGCUGUUCACAGAUCAGGGUACAGGGGUGGCUGCUCGCAACCAUCUCCGUCAGCAGGCAGAGAGGGGCCUGUCUGGUUACAGAGAAAGGGUCCUCAUCCGUCCAGACCUGCGGUCCACUGAAGGAGUUGAACUCCUGGACCCUGUGAUCACUCAGUUACGGACUCUGUGUCAUUUAGAGCCUGGCGGCGGAGGCAGACAGCUGCGAGUACGACUGGCUGACUGUCUCCUCCUCAGAGGGGAACACAAGGAGGCCCUUUCUAUCUGCAGCCAGCUAGCUGCUGCCCAAGGUCAGCAGAGCUAUCAGAACACAGUGCAGGUUCUUCGUGGAUAUGCACGUCUUCUCUCUGAUGACCACAAGGGGGCGUUGGAAGACUUUCAGGCUGUGAUUGAACACGAUGCCCCCCACCCAUCCAGCUGUGUGCGGGCGCUGUGUGGCAGGGGGCUCCUGCGCAUGACGGGUGGCUUAAACUACCUAACAGCUCUAGACUAUGUGACAGCCAGCAGGCUGCAGCCUCAAGAAACAGCACUGACUGUUCGCUGCCUGGUGCCGUGGAACUACCGGGGGCUGCUGUUUACUGUGUUACUGGAGCAGGGACGAGUCAUGCUGGAGGGGACUGGAGAGAACGAAUCAAAGUCCAGUUCCAGUGAAGACUCCGAACAGCCCCGGCAAGGGGAUCAGCUGCAGCCCCCAUCAAAGAGAGACAAUGACCGAUCAGGGACUCCUGCUGGUGUCCAGUCCCUGGCUGUGCUACUGAUGGAGCUCCAGCCCGGUGCUGAUGGGUCUCAAAUCCUGGCAGCAGAUGCCUUGUACCAGCUUGGCCGGGUGGAGGAGGCCUACCGGCUGCUACUUUCCAUCGGGGCCACGAGUCCUCGCGCACCCGUACUGGCUCGGCUCGCCCUGCUGCAGCUGCACAGAGGCUUUCUUUAUGACACCAAUCAGCUGCUGAAAAAGCUCAUACAGUGUGGCGACACAAGCUGCUUGCGCCCCCUGUUGGCGGUGGCGCAACAGAAAGAUCGGGCGCUGCUGCAGUCGCACUGCCACUCUGCUGCAAAGCGCAUCCUGGACGGCACACGAGACGAGAGCGCUGUCAGGGAGGCUGUGGCGUAUCUCUCCAUCGCUAUCAUGGCCUCUGGUGGUGAGGCAGCAGACUCUUUGCUGGAGAGAGGUCGGUGUUAUGCCCUGCUGGGACAACGAAAGACAGCCAUCUUUGAUUUUAGUGCCAUUCUGAAGGAGCACCCAAAACAUGUUCGGGCCCUCUGUGGACGAGGCUUCACUUACCUCAUGCUUAACCAACAAAAGGAAUGCACCCAGGAUAUCCUGGCAGCACUUCAGAUAAAUACUGACAUAGUCACCAAAGACAUCCUGUCGCUCAAGGACAAGGCACGGAAGCUGGUCUGUGAUUGGCUGCAUCAGUUCUGUCGAACCAAUCUGUCAGACAUCCUGGCUGCUAGUUCUGUCCCCUGCCAUGAAGAGCAGCUCAGAGAGGCUUUUAUAAUUGGCGGAGCUCUGAUGAGGACUGACUGCAGGGACCCCAGAUGGCAUCUCCUCUACGUGGACAUACUCUCAGCCAAAGGUGAAGUUAAAGCAGCAGGUGCUCAUCUGUGCCAGGUGUUUGGUCAGGAGCCCAGAGAUGCUUUGGCCCAGGCCAGGGUGGGUGUGGUGGAGGCCUGGCAGCAGAACUACCGCAGCGCAGCUCGCAGGCUCAGCAAAGUGACUGAGAAAGAUUCAUCCAGUCUGGACUUCCUGCUGGCCUUGAUCCCAAUCAAUCAGCGAAAACGCAUCGCACAGGCAGCAGCACAGGAGGCCAGCAGUGUGUCAUCAGGUGGCCAGUGGGAUCAGGCCCUCACACUCCUGACUGUGGCAGUACAAGCAGUGGGAAAUCACAGACUCCAGUAUCUUCGCCAGCGAGCUGCCUGCCUCGCUCAGCUGGGCUUACACGAGCGGGCCAUAGCUGACCUGGACAGAGUUAUCCAGAGACACGGUGCGUCCGACUCCAGCUCAGAUGACCCCCAAUUCUGGGUGGAGGACCUGUGUCGGCGAGGCCGCAGCCUGGUGCUCUGUUCCAGAGAAGGAGCUGCUCUGGAGGACUUCACUCGGGCCUUGGAGCUCCACAGGAACCAGGCCAUCCAGUGUGUGGAUGCUGGUCUAGGGAGGCUACGUCUGGCUGAGUGCUUCCUGCGGGGGGCGCUGCAGCAUUAUGGGGAGCAGCAGCUCAGCAAAGCUUCGACAUUGAUUGAAUGUGGCCUCAUUGUGGACAAUGAAAACGCAGAGCUCCGCAGACUGAGGGCAAAGGUCAAACGAGAAGUGACCAGCCCCUGCAAUGUCAACUAG